Molecule: messenger RNA, 1164 nt
Organism: Zeugodacus cucurbitae (melon fly)
Lineage: Eukaryota; Metazoa; Arthropoda; Insecta; Diptera; Tephritidae
Exons: 4
Coding region: 221-709 (162 amino acids)
Cellular component (GO): membrane
Source: RefSeq, a predicted model, not a curated record
CAUCGCACUUUCGAGCGCUGAAAGCGAAAUUUCAGUUUCAGUUUUGCCCAUAACGUACGCGUGUAAAGACGUAGCAAAGUAGAAAAGCUCCUCUCGAACGAUCGUAAGUGGAGAAUUGAUUGACGUGAAUAAAAGCACAAAAGCGAAAAAAUUAUAAAAUCUAUAAAAGGUUUCCCGAACCCUCCUAGCACCGUUAACGCAUUUAUAAAAAAUCGCAAACAUGUCUCACUCAGUGACAAUCACCAGAACGACCACCAGCACGACAAAUACAUCCUAUAUUGUACUUAAUACUGGAUACUUGAAGUCAUUCUCGGGUCUAUUAAAAUUAUUCGAAAUGCUGAUCGGCAUCGCCACAGUUGGCAUCUUCGGUUAUUAUUGGAGCGGAAGUGCCAAUUCGGCUGAAAUCUUCUUCUUCCUCAUGUCCACGACAUUCCUGAUAGGAACAUUUUGUCUGCUACUAUCCUGUUUAACGUCGCUCAGUACGGGCGGCAUUAUAGCCAAAACCAUUUAUGAACUCAUCUAUCAUAGUGUAGCGGCCAUUUUGUUGCUGGCUGCCUCAUUGAAUCUCGUCAUACAGUUGAACGACAGACACUUCCGUUGGGGUAAGCAAUACGAUGCCUACAUGGCUGCCGGUAUUAUGGGACUCGUGAAUACGGUGCUCUACUUCAUUAGCGCAUUCUUGGCUCACCGAUCAUAUCGCGGCAUCUAAAGUGUCUGUUGCCUAACCAACCGAAGCUACCGAAGUGGCAUCACUUCGUUUGCGUAGCUUUCCGAGGGUGUUCAUUGCUGGAAGUCGUCUUUUUUACUACGAUAAACUUAAGUUAUAUUAUAAUAAUAAGUUUUAUUUAAAUAUUUAGGGAGCACACAGUGGAAUAAACAUAAAUACAUAUUUACAAUUGUGUGAGCAUUUUUUAGUCACGCAGCAUGCACAAGUCCGAAAAGCAGAAACAGCAACAAUUCAAUAUAAAGCAAACCAAAAAUACUUACUAAACAUUGAAAUAAGUACUUUCAUACUGUUUCUUUUUUUAUAAAUACUCGUCUAUUAUAUAAUAUAUAUACAUUUGUUGCUAUGUAUGUAUAUUUAUAAAUUUCUAGCAAAAAUAAAUAUUUUGUGUGGAAUGUAUUUUUAUGUAAACAUUUUAAAUAAAAAGUACUCGAAAAAGA